Molecule: messenger RNA, 777 nt
Organism: Pleurotus ostreatus (oyster mushroom)
Lineage: Eukaryota; Fungi; Basidiomycota; Agaricomycetes; Agaricales; Pleurotaceae
Exons: 6
Coding region: 1-777 (258 amino acids)
Molecular function (GO): oxidoreductase activity
Source: RefSeq, a predicted model, not a curated record
AUGGCUGCCAUCCCAGCGAUAAUUUAUGGCACAGCAUGGAAGCAGGAACGGACUGCAGAGCUGGUAGUCAAGGCCAUCCUAGCAGGGUUCCGCGCAGUUGAUACAGCAUGCCAGCCGAAACACUACAGGGAGGACGCGGUGGGAGAGGCGCUAUCUAUCGUCGAGGAGAAACACGGUAUCAAGCGGGAGGACAUCUUCAUUCAGACAAAAUUCACCCCGAUCGGCGGACAAGACACUUCCAAACCCCUCCCCUACGACCCCAGCGCCCCGGUUCCCGCGCAAAUCAACUCCUCCUUCCUUACCUCCCUCGCCAACCUCCGCACAACGUACAUCGACUCCUAUCUCCUCCAUAGCCCGCUCUCCACGAAGGCGCGCACACUAGAGGCCUGGCGCGCGCUGAUAGGGCUACAGGAUGCUGGGAAGGUGAGGAUGAUCGGGGUCGUGCAGAAUAGGUGGUAUGAGGGGAAUGGGUGGGACAAGGAUGUUUAUAGGUAUUGCCGGGCCCAUGGGAUCUUGUACCAGUCGUUUUGGACACUCUCUGGCUCGCCGUCGCUCCUCAAACAUCCCGAUCUCGUGGCUCUAGCGAAUGCAGGCCAUUGCACGCCAGAGCAAGCAAUAUUCAGACUUGCCAUGCUCCACGGAAUCGUACCUUUGUCGGGCACGAAGAGCGAGGCGCACAUGAGGGACGAUUUGGGGAUUCAGGACAUUGAUUUGGGAGAGGAAGCCGAGGGCAGAUUUCGUUCGGUGAGGGAGCUGGUCUUCGGAAAGGCAGGAUGA